GAUCAGUUCUUCAUCAUGGAGAUCAGUGAGAGAUCUUCAUCUCCAGAUCCCAGCUGUGUGUCUCUGAAGAGUGACGCAUCCAUGGAUUAUCCUCCUGAAUUCAGUGCUGAACCAGUGACCUCUGACCCCAGUGCUGAACCAGUGACCUCUGACCCCAGUGCUGAACCAGUGACCUCUGACCUCAGUGCUGAACCAGUGACCUCUGACCCCAGUGCUGAACCAGUGACCUCUGACCCCAGUGCUGAACCAGUGACCUCUGACCCCAGAGUCAGCAGGAGGAAGAGUCAGAGAUCUUCAUCUCCAGAUCCCAGCUGUGUGUCUCUGAAGAGUUACAGAUCCAUGUAUAAUCCUCCUGAAUUCAGUGCUGAACCAGUGACCUCUGACCUCAGAGUCACCAGGAGGAAGAGAUCUUCAUCUCCAGAUCCCAGCUGUGUGUCUCUGAAGAGUGACAGAUCCAUGUAUAAUCCUCCUGAAUUCAGUGAUGAACCAGUGACCUCUGACCCCAGAGACGAUCAGAUUCGAGCCCAGGAUCCUCCUCAAGCAGUGAAUGAUGAACUACAGAGAGUCAAAGAGCAGCACAAAACCAACAUGAAGAACAAGUAUGAGAGAUUAUUUGAGGGACUGAAACUCCAGGAGAAUGAAAGCCUCCUGAACAGCAUCUACACACAGCUCUACAUCAUAGAGGGAGAGAGAGAAGGAGUGAAUGAAGAACAUGAGGUUUUACAGAUGGAGAAAACAGCCAGAACACAACACUCACAAGACACUCCAAUCUACUGCAAUGACAUCUUUAAAGCCUCCGCUGAAGCAGGAUGUGAGGAGAAAGAGCAGAUCAAGACUGUUCUUACUAAAGGCAUCGCUGGAAUCGGAAAAACCGUCUCUGUGCAGAAGUUCAUUCUGGACUGGGCCGAGGGAAAAGCCAAUCAGGAUGUAGAUUUCAUGUUUGUGCUUCCAUUUCGAGAGCUGAACUUGAUCCCAGAUCAUCAGUACAGUCUUCACAGACUUCUGCUGGACUUUCAUCCUGAACUUCAAGAUCUGGACUCACAGAUUUAUGAGGAGUGUAAAGUUGUGUUCAUCUUUGAUGGUCUGGAUGAAAGCAGAAUCACACUGAUGUUUUCAGACGCUCAGAAAGUUUGUGAUGUGACUGAGACUUUAUCAGUGGCUGUGUUGAUGUCAAAGCUCAUGAAAGGAGAGCUGCUUCCCUCUGCUCUCAUCUGGAUCACCUCCAGACCAGCAGCAGCCAAUCAGAUCCCCUCCAAAUACAUCCACCGUCUGACAGAAAUUCAGGGAUUCACUGAGCCUCUGAAGGAGGAAUAUUUCAGGAAGAGAAUCAGUGAUGAGCAUCAAGCCAGCAGAAUCAUCUCACACAUCAGAAGAGCAAGAAGCCUCCACAUCAUGUGCCACAUCCCCGUCUUCUGCUGGAUCUCAUCCACUGUGCUUCAGAAGCUCCUGGAAGAGGAUCUGAGUGCAGAAAUCCCUCAAACUCUGACUGAAAUGUACAUCCACUUCCUGCUGAUUCAGAUCAACAUGAGGAAGCAGAAGUAUGAAGAGAGAGAUCCAGAGAAACUCCUGCCGUCCAACAGAGAAGUGAUUGUGAAACUUGCUGAAGUGGCUUUCAAACAGCUGAUGAAGGGCAAUGUGAUGUUCUAUGAGGAGGACCUGAUUGAGAGCGGCAUAGACGUCACUGACGCCUCAGUGCAUUCUGGGAUUUGCACUGAGAUCUUUAAGCAGGAAUCUGUGAUUCAUCAGAGGAAAGUCUACAGCUUCAUUCAUCUGAGCGUUCAGGAGUUUCUCGCUGCUUUCUAUCAGCUUUACUGCUAUUUAACAGAGAACCAGAAAACACUGCAUGAAUUCAGAGAUCCACUGCUCAAAAUCAGAUUAUCCAGCUCUGAAGUCUCUCUGUAUGAUCUACUAAGAUCAGCAGUACAUAAAGCUCUCAAGAGUAAGAAUGGACGUCUGGAUCUGUUCCUGCGGUUCCUGCUGGGCGUCUCACUGGAGUCCAAUCAGAGACUCUUACAGGAUCUACUGACACACACAGAGAACAGCUCAAAGACCAUCAGAGACACCACACGGUACAUUAAACAUAUGAUCAAAGAUCCAGAUGAUCCUAAUCCUCUCUCAGCUGAUCAGUGCAUCAAUCUGUUCCUCUGUCUGCUGGAAGUGAAAGAUCAGACUCUGUCCACAGAGAUUCAGGAGUUUGUGAAAUCAGACAAACACUCAAAGAAGAAACUCACUGCUGCUCACUGCUCAACAAUCUCCUACAUGCUUCAGAUGUCAGAGGAGACACUGGAUGAACUGAACCUCAUGACAUACAACACAUCAGCUGAGGGGAGAAGAAGACUGAUACCAGCUGUGAUCAACUGCAGAAAAGCUCUAUUUUCUGGCUGUAAUCUGACUGCUCAGUGUUGUGAGAGAUUGUCUUCAGCUCUACAAUCCUCAAACUGUGUCCUGAGAGAGCUGGAUCUGAGGAACAAUGACCUGCAGGACUCUGGUGUAAAGUUUAUUUCUGAUGGACUGAAGAGUCCAAACUGUCAGCUGCAGAUACUGAGUCUUGCUCGCUGUAAUCUCACUGUUCAGUGUUGUGAGAGUUUGUCUUCAGCUCUACAAUCCUCAAACUGUGUCCUGAGAGAGCUGGAUCUGAAGAACAAUGACCUGCAGGACUCUGGUGUAAAGAUUAUUUCUGAUGGACUGAAGAGUCCAAACUGUCAGCUGCAGAUACUGAGGUUGUCUGGCUGUAUGGUGUCAGAGGAAGGCUGUGGUUAUUUGUCUUCAGCUCUGAGUUCACACCCCUCACACCUGAGAGAGCUGGAUCUGAGCUACAAUCACCCAGGACAAUCAGGAGUCCAGCUGCUCAAACACAAACUGCAGGAUCCAAACUAUAAACUGCAGAUACUCAAUGUGGAUCAUGGAGGAGAGAAGAGGAUGAGAGCAGGACCACGAAAGUAUGCCUGUGAUCUCACACUGGAUCCAAACACAGCACACACUCGACUCGUUCUGUCUGAUGAGAACAAGAAGAUCACACGUGUGAAAGAUCAUCAGCCGUAUCCUGAUCAUCCAGAGAGAUUUGAUGAUGCUCCUCAGGUUCUGAGUGUUGAGAGUCUGACUGGACGCUGUUACUGGGAGACUGAAUGGAGCGGAGCUGGUGCUGUAAUAUCAGUGUCAUAUAAAGGAAUCAACAGGAAAGGAGGAGGGAGUGACUGUGAGUUUGGAUCCAAUGACAACUCCUGGAGUCUGUACUGCUCUGAUAACAGUUUCUCUUUCCGUCACAAUAAUAACAACAUUUUCAGUGGUGAAUCUUUCAUCCCUUCAUCCUGUAAGAGAGUAGGAGUGUAUGUGGACGUGUCGGCCGGCUCUCUGUCCUUCUACAGAGUCUCUGACACACACACACUCACUCACUUACACACACACACACUCAAACACUUACACACACUCAACACCACAUUCCCUGAACCCCUCUGUGCUGGAUUUGGGGUUUAUUCUUAUUCCUCAGUGUCUCUGUGUGAUAUUAAAUGAUAGAGAGACUCUUUCUGAUGUUCACAUGCACACAUCAAAUCUCACAUCACUACAUAUCUAUUCAUUUUUAAUCAGUUUUUCAUCAUCAUACAGAAGUUAUGAAUCUAGAUCAGACUCUCAUACUGUUCUGAAUCUUUAAUAAACAGAGUAAUAUGUGUGCUUUAAUAUUUCUAUUGUAAACUGCUCAUCAAAUGUAAUAAAAGUCCAUUAGUGA
Messenger RNA from Carassius carassius (crucian carp), 3724 nucleotides. RefSeq names its product NACHT, LRR and PYD domains-containing protein 3-like. Gene Ontology annotation, molecular function: protein binding. NCBI's taxonomy places the organism in Eukaryota, Metazoa, Chordata, Actinopteri, Cypriniformes, Cyprinidae. The record is from RefSeq and is a predicted model, not a curated record. The transcript has 10 exons. Bases 16 to 3510 code for a protein of 1164 amino acids.